AUUGGAAUAGGCGGAUUCAAAACAGCACACCAAGGCUGGUUGACAUUAACAGCUCCCCCUAGCUCAGGUCUGGGGUCACAGGUGAGUCACAAUGUUGUUGUGAAACACCCAUUUCACAGAAUAUACCCCCAAGGUAUACCUACCUCUAGUACUGAUUACAGGAUUGGACGCUUUGCACUAGUUGACGAGCUGCCUAAGUUAUUCAGGGAGGCGAAUGUCCUGUACUGGGCAAAAGUGUUGUUAGGUCUCAUCUACGAUUUCAUCGACCACGCCAUUGCAGGCACACCUGAUCCUCCACCAUUCAAUAUUCCACGCAUGUGGUUUGUUGAAGUGGGCCUCACGCUAUCUUAUUCUCAAGGUAGCAGCAAGUCUACAAUAAAGACUGGGGUGCCAAGUGCAGGUUUCCUUCUUGAGGAGGUCAUUGAUGGUGAAGAUUUUAUGAAGUUCAUUCAUAAUAUGGAUCUGAACCCAUUACUUGACCCAGAACAGGAUGGGUAUGACUUUGCGCAGUUCUUGGCGUUCACACAACAUGUCCAGUGCACGAAGACAGGUAGGCUGGUUUUUAUAUCUGAUUAUCUAGUGAUAGCCAGGUCCGGUUCUGAACCGCAGUUCGAACCUGAACCAUUUCAAACCUGA
Suillus bovinus is the source of this 636-nucleotide messenger RNA. RefSeq lists its product as uncharacterized. The record is from RefSeq and is a predicted model, not a curated record. Lineage: Eukaryota; Fungi; Basidiomycota; Agaricomycetes; Boletales; Suillaceae. The transcript has a single exon. The annotation marks the transcript as partial.